Suillus plorans is the source of this 2187-nucleotide messenger RNA. Its product is annotated as adaptin N terminal region-domain-containing protein. The transcript is spliced from 10 exons. Gene Ontology annotation, molecular function: clathrin binding. The record is from RefSeq and is a predicted model, not a curated record. Bases 1 to 2187 code for a protein of 728 amino acids. Gene Ontology annotation, biological process: intracellular protein transport; vesicle-mediated transport. NCBI's taxonomy places the organism in Eukaryota, Fungi, Basidiomycota, Agaricomycetes, Boletales, Suillaceae. Gene Ontology annotation, cellular component: membrane coat.
AUGUCCACGCAACACGGUCAAGAUGCCAAAUUCUUCCAGCGCGGGAAGAUCGAGGAGUUUCGCGCUGAGCUGCAAGCAGCGGAGGCAAAGGAUAAAAAGUUCCAGAAACGAAAGACCGUCCUGAAGAAGAUUGUGGCAAACAUCACGAUGGGCAAUGAUAUGUCACCUCUAUUUCACGACGUAAUUCAAUGCAUAGGAACCCCGUUGUUAGAGAUUAAGAAGAUGGUAUACCUUUUCCUUGUCAGCUAUGGGCGCUCGAAACCAGAUCAGAUACACCUAGUAAUUCCUAGUUUCCUACAGGACUGCAACGAUCGUAACCCUCUCAUACGAGCACUCGCAAUCCGAACAAUGUCCUAUAUUCCCAUACCUGUGGUCACAGAAGCACUCACUGAUCAACUACGACAUUGUCUCAAAGAUCGCGAUCCAUAUGUUCGCAAGACUGCUGCGAUAUGUGUAGCGAAGGUCUAUACUGCUGACCCUCGCAAAGCCGAACGUAAAGGCUUCGUCGAACUUUUAAGAGACAUGUUAAUUGAUGAGAAUGCAACUGUGGUUUCAAACGCUGUGGCGGCAUUAUCGGAAAUUGGAGAUCGUCAAGACGGCGUCAUAUUCAAGCUCAACUUGACCAUUGCAAACAAACUUCUCAGCGCAUUAGGCGAGAGCUCUGAAUGGGGUCAAAUUUACAUCCUUGAUUCUUUGUUGCGUUAUGUUCCAGAACAGCACGCAGACGCCGAAAUGAUGGCUGAACGUGUAAUAGUGCAAUUACAGCAUGCCAAUUCUGCCGUGGUGCUGACGACCAUCAAAGUUCUGCUGUAUUUGAUGAAUUACAUGGGUGAUCGCCGAUUGAUAGACUAUAUCUGCAGAAAGAUGGGCCCUCCACUUGUUACAUUACUUUCUUCUGGUCCUGAGGUUCAAUACGUUGCCCUUCGAAAUAUCUUGUUGAUCAUUCAGCGGCGACCCACCGUUCUCAAGAACGAUGUCAAGGCCUUCUUCUGCAAAUACAACGAUCCAAUAUAUGUCAAGCUUGCCAAGCUUGAGAUAAUGUACCGCCUCGCUCGGGAAGAAAAUGCCCGAGAAGUUCUAGCUGAGCUGGAAGAAUAUGCUUCAGAGGUGGACGUUGAUUUCGUCCGGAAGGCCGUCCGGUCGAUAGGCCGUCUCGCCAUCAAAGUAGAACCUGCUGCAGACAAGUGCAUAGAAUCAUUACUCAAGCUCAUCGAGACAAAAGUGACUUAUGUCGUCCAAGAGGCAGUAAUCGUCACCAAGGAUAUUUUCCGAAGGUACCCUGGGAAAUACGAGGGCAUAAUUCCAAAAAUUUGUGAGAACCUUGACGCACUAGAUGAACCCGAGGCAAAAGCUGCCAUGGUAUGGAUAUUGGGGCAAUUCGCAGACAAAAUAGAUAACGCCGAAGAACUCUUGGAUGACCUCGUGUACAGCUUCCUGGAUGAACCGGCUGAGGUCCAACUCGCACAUCUCACAGCCGUCGUAAAGCUUUUCAUUUACAAGUCGCAAUCUGAGGUUACGAAGGCGCUUGUUCACAAAGUAUUAAAAUGGGCAACGGAAGAUAUUGAUAACCCUGACUUGCGAGAUCGUGGUUUCAUGUAUUGGCGUAUGCUCGCGAUGAAUCCGGCGGUGGCUGCAGAGAUUGUGCUUGCAGAAAAGCCUGCGAUCACGACUGAUUCAGAUCGCAUGGAUCGUGGGGCUCUUGACCAACUCUUACUGCAUACUGGCACACUGGGAAGCAUAUACCACAAGAAUCCAGAGACAUUCAUUCGAAACGCUGCGGGUAGAGCACUGAUUGACAGCCCCGCGUUGAACACAAACUCUAGGGCGGUGCUCGUUUCCCUAGCGCGACCACAACUUCCACCGAUGGCCAUUAGCGUGUCAGGUCCUGGUCCUGUCGAACCUACGCGACCACCACAACCUAGUGAAGCAACAAACAAUGUACCUCUACCGACUAUUAUGGAAUCUUCACGGAGUGAUGAACGAGAUUUACUAGAUGUCGAAGGUGAUGAUGGCGCGGGUGGCGACAGUGGAGAGGGGUACCCAGAAGGUGAUGAUGAUGGCCCAGUCACCAAAGCCGCAGAUCCAUAUGCUUCUUUGGGUGGUGCAUUUGGUGGUUACGUGACGGAUGUGCCACAACCUGUGACAGGCGGGAGUCGUGGUGGUGAUCUGGACGACUUACUACUCUAA